GCAAAUUCAGUUUCGAGAUGUCCCAAAGAUGCCAGCCACAUAAAUAUUUAUUAUUUUGACAUAAUAAUUAUUAUAAUGGCUCAUCAAAUUAUUAAAGGCGUGGAAUUUUACCUUAAUUGACCCCCAAGUCGACUCGUUACUCUAGGCCACACUCACUAAUGGUGGGGGUAAAUGAAAUGGAGACUAUUAAAAUGGAAGAGUUUCGUUCCAACCUGCUCCUCCUGUUGCAAUGCGGCUACCCUGAGGGACUGCCAAUGAAUCAGCUCAAGGCGGAGUAUAAACAGUUCUUCAUGGAAGAAGUGGCUCCCGAACUCAUCCUGCCUCGCGGUUACAAAAAUAACAAACAUUGGGACACGCUCUUUCAAAUGAAGGAAUUUCGAGAGGAUUUCACCCUCUUCUACAUGGGCACAGCCGUCUACAUUAAGGCAAUACGGAAGAGAAACUUUACGGAGAUGAAACUAAUAGCUUCGCUUGCUAAACAUUCCCAUUUAACGUUGGUCAAGUCGGCAGAUUUCCGAUGCGGUUGUUGUCCACAGGAUAUGUGGAAACAAGUUGCGAAAGAGACGGCACAGGGCCCACUCAACUGUUCUUCGACACAACAACAAUCAAUGAUGUUAAUUGAUGGUGGUGGGAACCAACAGCAGCAUAAUCAACAUCACAAUGUUUCUGCUGGAUCCCAACCACACGGCACACAAUCGGUAGAAGAUAUCAUCGUCAAAAUUGAACCACACCAAAUGAUGACAAAUGGGGAUGACGAUGAGAGCAGUAGUAGCAGAGGGGCAUCGACGACUACACAUCACACGACCAGUGAUGGGAGUAUUUAUUCCAUAGUUCAACAGGCGGCUCAUGGUAAUCAUCACCAACCGGCUAAUAAUUAUGUUAAUGGUGGCUCUAUUGAUGCUGCUGGCAGUAGUACUAGCAACACCAAUGAUGGAUUUAUGUUAGAUCAUCAGUUAAGAGUUCAGGAACAAACAACUUCACCACAAGGUCAAAGCCUGCAAGCAUUUGCCUCCCUGCUCAACUCAACUGGGGGUCAGCUUCCUGUUCCUGAAGGAGGUACUCAGCCCUUUUACACAUUUGUGAUCCAAAAUGGGGAAAUAAAGGUCAUGCAAAUUGUGUCAUCUGGAGCAGAGGGGGCAAGUGCAAAUGGUGAAGCCUUGACAAUUCCGUCACCAAACACGACAGUAACGUGUCAAACUCCAACUGCUAAAAAGUCCCUGCCUCAUAAUAAACGAACUCCGCCUUCCCCUGCAGCAGUUGCCGUGAAAGCAGAAAAUGAAAUCUUUCUCUGUUCUAUGCCCGGUUGUGGUGAAAAUUUUGUUAUCAAGCAACACUUGCAAAAUCAUGAGCGUACUUGCAGUAUGAAGAAAUACCCGUGUCUAUUUCCAGGCUGUGAUCGCCGUUUCAAAAAUAGCAAGCAACGCCAUGCCCAUAUGACGUCAAGGCACAAGGGAACAGAGAAUGCAUUUCGUUGCACAGUUCCAGAUUGCACAGCCGUGUUUAAAACAAACGAUAGGUUAAAAGUCCAUGAAUCACGUUGCAGGUUUAAAUACGAGCAAUUUCAACUAAUGGACUUGGAUGCACUCGAAGCUGCAAAUAACAACAAUCCAAGUUUCACGCCUUCAUUAAAUCAUUCGUCCGUUCCUAAUUUAAACAGUAGUACUGAGUCUAUCGAACCUCAACCAACUUUAACAACUGAGCCAAAUGCUGCCUUUACUGCUUCGUUACAGCAACAACAGCAACAACAAGCUGCCUCAUCAAUCAUCUCACCAGAAAGAGUCAUCGUAGUUCCAAAUCCUAAUGCACAGCGCUCCCCUAGUGUAAAUGGGAAUCCAAACAGCAAUCCCUCUUCCUCCUCCUCCUCAUCAUCAACAAUUCAAGUUCAAAUUCCCAAUACACCUGAAUUUCAAGGAAUUUCUAAUUUCUCCACAGUAGACCUGUCACUCGUCAAGUCUGAAAUCAUGGAAUAGUUGAUCUGAUCUGACGAUAAUUAGAGUCUCUUCGUCAUCCACAAAAGGAAGUGGUCCUCUCGUUCUCUCACCUUGUUGCCGUUGUUGUUAUAAAAACCCAUCCAACCACACUCCAUUACUAUUUUACUACUGCAUAGGUGUAUCUAAUCUAUCAUUAUUAUUAUUAUGAAGUAACAUAACAUUGACAAUUUUAUUUUGACGACAUCAAUCGGAUAAUCAACCGAUAUAAUUUGUUUUAGAAAAUGUGACUGGUUGUAGAAUUGCGAAUAACAAGUAGUUUAGGUAAAUAAUUUAGGUAUAUAUAUUUUAGUAAACAUCGAAUUUUACUGACAAUUAUUAUUUUGACUAUUUCAUGUAAAACUAUAAUAAAAUCGCAGCAGUGUGUAAUAAUAAACGAACGGAACGAAAAGAGUGGUGCAACAUUGGUACAACUAAAUAUGAGUGUUUAUAUUGAUACCUAAUUCCAAUUCCAUUAUUAUGUUUAUACAAUCUUUGAUAAGUGUUACUUAUACUAACGUGUUGCUAAUUUUAGGUAAACCAUACCGCUACUACAUACAUAUAAAAUAUUAAGACUUUUACAAAACAUAUUGCAUAUGUUUCACACAUAUAUUUAUAUAUAUAUAUAUAUAUAUUCAUAUAAUGUAGUGUUAGCCUGUUUUUAAUUUGUAAAUCAGAAAUAAUAUACAUAAAUGCGCCCCCAUCAAUGGAUGUCCACCUUCCGGAAUCUUGUGGUUUUUCGGUUCGUGGUAAUGGUAAAAAACGUAAACGGUGCUGUACAUUUGGUACAUUGUUUAAAAAAAAUAUUGUUAUAUAUUCAACAAAGUGUCGUUGUGCAGCACCUCUCCUCAUUAACCUAUUAACUAUAAUGGAAGGACGCUUUAUGAAAUGUAUAAUUUUUCAUACAUGCAAGUUUUUGGUUUCAUAUUACCAGUAAAAAAAGUGAAUAUAAAAACAAAAAGUGAGUUAUUGAUAAAACCGAUGCUGUUGGGGAUGUAAUUAUUAUCAUUGUUGUUCUUAUUGUUACAACAUGUUUAAAUUUCGGAAUAAAACCCGAAGUAUAAAAAAGAA
Messenger RNA from Folsomia candida, 3038 nucleotides. RefSeq lists its product as uncharacterized. Gene Ontology annotation, biological process: regulation of transcription by RNA polymerase II. Bases 159 to 1970 code for a protein of 603 amino acids. Lineage: Eukaryota; Metazoa; Arthropoda; Collembola; Entomobryomorpha; Isotomidae. Gene Ontology annotation, cellular component: nucleus. The transcript is spliced from 7 exons. The record is from RefSeq and is a predicted model, not a curated record.